Mya arenaria is the source of this 2728-nucleotide messenger RNA. RefSeq lists its product as uncharacterized. Lineage: Eukaryota; Metazoa; Mollusca; Bivalvia; Myida; Myidae. The transcript has a single exon. Gene Ontology annotation, cellular component: chromatin; nucleoplasm. The coding region runs from base 25 to 1977 and encodes 650 amino acids. Gene Ontology annotation, molecular function: ubiquitin-protein transferase activity; zinc ion binding. The record is from RefSeq and is a predicted model, not a curated record. Gene Ontology annotation, biological process: positive regulation of DNA-templated transcription.
AAAGUACAAAGUUGAUUUUGGAAAAUGGCAACAUGUCAGAAGAUUGAAAACGCUACCAAUAUGUGUUCAGUGUGUUUGGACCAUUUUAGAGACCCAAGAAAACUCCCGUGCGAUCAUGACUUCUGUGCUGACUGUAUUGAAGAGUAUAUCAAGAAAUUCUUGACAACAGAAAAGGACAAGAGUGCAUUUCCGUGUCCAUUGUGUCGAAAACCAGUUGUCAUCAAGAAUCUCUCCAUUGAAGGUAUAGAAGACUUCAUUGAACAGUUGACGAAGAGAAAAGAAGUAAAUACGUGCGUGGAUAUGGACAAACAAACUCCAACUGGAAUAAAGUGUGAUCCAUGUAACUUAGAUGGUACGAAUACAGCAGCUGACGUGUUUUGUGGUGAUUGUGAUGAACACCUGUGUAACAGCUGCGCAAAAUUUCAUAAACGAAGCAAGAAACUCAAGAAACAUGUGCUCAUUACACUUGCUGAAAAAAAAUCAACUUCAUUCUUUCAAGAAAGCAUUGACUAUAAAUGCAAAGGGCACGAUAAAAGGCUCAAGUACAUUUGCUUGGAUCACAAUUCGUUGGGUUGCUCAAUGUGCACAAUUACUAACCACAAAAAUUGCAAGGAUGUAAAGUCAUUAAGAGAAUAUAUAAACACUUCUCAUUGUCUUGAUGGUAGAGCUCAGAAACUAAAUCAAAUACAUAUGCUGUCUCAAAAAUGUACCCAAAUGCAAUCACAUGCAGUAAAGUCUAUGCAAAUAGAAUGUAUAGCCUCGACUUUAAAAGAUUUCCAAGAAACCGUGUCAGUAGAAUUGAACAAAGCCAGAAGAAAAAAAGACCAAAGUGUGAACAUCACACAUACCGUUUACAGCACUAUGCAAGCAGAUGCGAAGGGGUUACAUGGACUUCUUCUUUCGUGUGAUAAUGAUAUUGAUGGCAAAUCUGUUGUGGUUCUUGCUGAUUUCAACAAAAAACUCGAGAAUCUUACAGCUCAGUUAGAAUCUUCUGCAAAGGAAACGACUGUACAUCUGAAGAAGAUUGAGCAUAGUCUCACAGACACUUCCAAACAUUUGGCCACCACCAUCGAUGCCAUGAAGGCUGAAUUGAGAUUUCCAGAUCUGUCGGUUGAUUUUCCUUCAUACUUUUCAACGAAAUACACAUGCAACCCAAAACCCAAAGAAGUUGAUAUGAUGAACGAAAAGGAAAUUGUACUCCUUGAUGAAAGUCAUCAGAGAUUGGUUGUUUUUGAUACCAAACUUUUUAAAACGACAAGCAGCUGGCAUUUUUCACAUCGGCCUUCUAACUUUGCGGUUGUUGAUUCAAAUACAAUAGCCGUGUCAUUUCAAACUGAGCGGAAAAUCAAAGUUUUUAAAGUCAAAGGCAGUAGUUUAACAGAAUACAACAAUUUAGCGCUCGAAAUGCCCUUUGUUGGACUGACAUUUACAAAAAAAUUCGCUAACAGUUACCUGUUUUGCUUAGAUUGCGAUAAGAGAGAUGUUGUUAGAGCUGACUUUCCAAGGAACAAAAUAGAGUCAUUUUCUAAUAUACACCUGAAAAGGGAAAUGAUAACGACAAUACAUACACGAAUUCAUGCAGACAAAACUGGAGGUGGGUCGCUUUUUAUAUCUCUUGCACGUGCAAAUACAGUGAUUGGGCUCACACUUGAUGGAAAAAUGAAAUGGACAUUAAACCAUCCUCACCUUAGGAUGCCAAUGGGGCUUGCAAUAGGGCCACUUGGAAAUUUGUUUGUGUGCUGCUAUGAAGGACAAGAAAUUGCAAAGGUGGACCAGACUGGAAAACUUCUAGGGUUAUGCAAAGAAGAUGCAUUAAGAGGAACCGUUCGAAAGGUUGAUUUUCCUUCAUACUUUUCAACGGCGCCAAUGGCAUUAUAUUAUGACGCAUCAUCUGAUAAAUUCAUAGUUUGUGACGAUGAAGAAGGCAAAGAAAUCAAAAUGUUCAAAACUGGUGAUCUAGUGUUUCAUGCAAUAUAGAAAAUAUAUAGAGCAUAUACAGCAAACAACGACCAUUGGUGGCAUCUCACCAAUGUUGACUUUGUGAAGAAUAAACAAGAAUGUGUGAAAAGUUUAUAUCAUUAUUUAAUUUUGAAACGUUUUAUGUAUACAUUUGAAUAUUAAAUAAUAACAUCGAAUUUAUUGGAGUGUAAACAGUAAUGGUGUUAACCGAAAUGUUUAUAUUGACAACAUCAGUCUUUUAACUGUGCAGUUGUUGAUUCAAAUACAGUAUCUUCAUAGUUUCAAAUAGUUUUAUUUCAAACUGAGCAAAAAUAUAAAUAUUUAAAGUCAAAGGCAGUAGUAUUACACAAGUGCACACUAUGGAAGUGGAAUUGCCCUUUGUUGGAUUUGCAACUGGUAAACGAAACGUUUGAUUCCAUUUUGUAAGCUUGCACUUAGUUAUUGUCAAAUGUUAGAGCUUAAAAAAUGUAUAAAUUACGGUAAUAAUAUAUAAAUAUUUUGAUAAGAUGAUGUUAAGAGGAAUUCAUCAAUAAUUGCAAUGUUGAUAUGUAUGUUGAUUUUUGUGUUGGUUAAACAUGUAGAAGUGAAAACUCAUAUGUAUACAACUGUAUAUUUAAUUAUUUAUACAUAAAUUGUUAUAACAAUUAUCUUGAUGUUGUUUUGAAACCUGUAACUGAAGUAUUGGUCCACUCUAGAUAGAGCUAUUUUCUACUAAUAUUGAAAGCUCUCAAAAGAGCUAAUACAUUAGUUAUGUUUAAUUAAUAUUACU